ACUCUGAAACAGGACGGGAUCGAGCUUUAUAACGAAGGCGAGUUUCGGGAUGCGAUGAGCACUCUGGCGCGGGCGAGCAAGUUUAAGGAAGCCGAAACCGAUGCCGAGCUUUGGAAUUAUCUGGGUUUGUCUUAUCUGGAGCGCGACGAUGCGAAAAAUGCGCUGAAAUCUCUGGAAAAAGCCGUCAAGAUCGCGCCGCAAAGUGCGGUUUACCGUGCAAAUCUGGCGUUUGUUUACCUGAUGGAAAGAAAGAUAAACAAAGCCCAGUCCGAGAUCGACAAGGCAAUCGCCAUCGACCCGAAAAAUGGGAGUGCUUAUUUUAUUCGCGGAACGGCGAAUCUGUGGGAAAGAAAGCCUCAGGACGCGCUUGCCGAUGCGGAAAAAGCUAUUUCGGUCAACCCUGAAUAUUCCUCAUCGUAUGUGCUC
This is a messenger RNA of Lymnaea stagnalis (great pond snail), 426 nucleotides long. The record is from the annotation of a GenBank genome assembly. Lineage: Eukaryota; Metazoa; Mollusca; Gastropoda; Lymnaeidae.